Schistocerca gregaria is the source of this 679-nucleotide messenger RNA. Its product is annotated as RNA-binding protein 1-like. Gene Ontology annotation, molecular function: RNA binding. Gene Ontology annotation, cellular component: nuclear speck. Gene Ontology annotation, biological process: mRNA splicing, via spliceosome. The transcript is spliced from 4 exons. Lineage: Eukaryota; Metazoa; Arthropoda; Insecta; Orthoptera; Acrididae. The record is from RefSeq and is a predicted model, not a curated record. The coding region runs from base 123 to 500 and encodes 125 amino acids.
AAUCUUAUUUCAAGAGUCUUUGAGGUUUUACUUGUUGGGAGUUACAGUUGCGACGUAUGAGUCUUUGUAUUUACAGAAUUGUGUGUACUUGAUUGUUGUUCUAAACGCUUUACAAAUAGAAAAUGUCUAGAUUUCGUGAAUGGGAUCUGUCGUGCAAAGUGUAUGUUGGAAAUUUAGGUCCCAGUGCAUCCAAGCAUGAUCUGGAAAGGGCAUUCAGUAAAUAUGGCCCCCUUAGAAAUGUGUGGGUUGCUCGAAGCCCUCCAGGCUUUGCAUUCAUAGAGUUUGAAGAUCCUAGAGAUGCAAAGGAUGCUGUUCGAGCACUUGAUGGAAUGAGACUGUGUGGAACUCGAGUUAGGGUUGAAAUGUCUACGGGACGCACAAGGAGAGAUGAAGGCCGCAGGCAUUCAAGAUCGCGCUCACCGCCACCAAAGCGGUCACGGUCACGAUCAAGGAGCCAUUCAGUAAAAAGAUCUCGUUCAGGUUCAUGGGAUAGGCAGUAAAAUACUUGGUGAUAAAACACUGCACCUUAUCAAUAAUAUGCACAAACUAUUGACAAACCAUGUCUGUAGGCAUUGAUGCACUUCAAGAUCAAAACUUCACAUUUCUGUUUAUUCAUGUGAUGUCAUUUUGUAAUGUCUUAUACUUUAUAAUAACAAAUAAAUUUCUAAUAUCUUGUUUA